This is a messenger RNA of Talaromyces rugulosus, 7734 nucleotides long. RefSeq lists its product as uncharacterized. Gene Ontology annotation, biological process: fatty acid biosynthetic process; secondary metabolite biosynthetic process. The transcript has 8 exons. Lineage: Eukaryota; Fungi; Ascomycota; Eurotiomycetes; Eurotiales; Trichocomaceae. The record is from RefSeq and is a predicted model, not a curated record. The coding region runs from base 1 to 7734 and encodes 2577 amino acids. Gene Ontology annotation, molecular function: phosphopantetheine binding; fatty acid synthase activity; 3-oxoacyl-[acyl-carrier-protein] synthase activity.
AUGGUACUAUUCACGGGCGACCUACCCUCCAGCGACACUGAUCCUGAUGUAGGCCCGGUUUCUGCAUCUCUCCAGCAACCCGGCUUUCCUAUAGCCAUCGUCGGGAUUAGCUGCCAAUUUGCUGGAGGAGUAAAAAAUCCGGAAAAGCUCUGGGAGCUUUGUGCCCAAAAACGCAGCGCAUGGUCUAAAAUUCCAGAGAGCAGAUUCAAUCACGACAGUUUCUAUGACGGGGAUAUUGGAAAGCUCGCAAUGACAAGUGCCAAAGGCGGCCACUUCCUGGAGGAUGACAUAUCUCUUUUCGAUGCCGGAUUUUUCAACUUCUCAACAGAUGUCGCCAGUAGUAUGGAUCCUCAGAUAAGACUGCAGCUCGAGUCAGUAUUUGAAGCCACCGAGAACGCUGGUAUACCGCUCGACCGGCUUGCAGGUAGUAAUACCUCGGUGUUUUCAGGGUGCUUUCUUCGGGAUUACAACGACAGUCUCAUGCGGGAUCCCGAGGCUUUCCCAAUGAUGCUGCUCACGGGUAAUGGAGCUGCAAUGAUCUCAAACAGAAUAUCUCAUUUUUUUGACCUUCGAGGUCCCUCUAUGACGAUUGAUACAGGCUGCUCCUCCAGUUUGAGCUCGCUUCAUUUGGGUUGCCAGAGCCUGAGGUCAGGGGACGCUGACAUUUCGAUCGUCAGUACGGUUAAUCUGUUCAUCAACCCGGAUAGUUUUGUAAUCUUGUCGAAUAACAGCAUGUUGAGCCCCGAUGGGAAGAGUUACUCCUUCGAUUCCCGCGCGAACGGAUACGGCAGAGGCGAGGGUAUUGCGACACUGAUCCUAAAGCCCCUGGAGCAUGCGCUCCGCGAUGGCGAUAACAUCCGUGGCAUCAUACGAGAGACUGCCGUCAACCAAAAUGGAAAAACCCCCACACUGACGUCGCCAUCCAUAGAGGCUCAGAUGAACCUAAUCAAAGGUUGCUAUGCUCGGGCUGGCCUUGACCCUGAUAAGACUCCUUACGUGGAGGCCCACAUGACGGGCACCCCCGUCGGCGAUCCCAUCGAAGCCACCGCGAUCGGACGUGUUUUCGGUGUUGGUAGGCCACAGGAGUCCCCACUCCUUGUUGGGUCUAUCAAGCCGAACCUUGGGCAUAUGGAGGCUUCGAGUGGAUUGGCUGGCGUGAUAAAGGCAGUGUUAGCCCUCGAGAAAGGGCUCAUUCCUCCAAAUCAGAAUUUCGAGACUUAUAAUCCAGCUAUUGACCCGAAAAAGUGGAAGUUUAAGGUUCCCACUAGCCUUGAACCAUGGCCAGAAGGGAUGCCUCGUCGUGCAUCGGUGAACAAUUAUGGUUAUGGAGGCACGAAUGGGCAUGCAAUCCUCGAGGCCUGCACCACGGAUCUCUCACAACGCCAUCAGUUUAAUAAAAAAACCACAUCUAAUGGUGUGAAGUAUGUUUUGGAGAAUGGCAAUGGCAAUGGCAUCGAAAAACCCUGUCCCAAGGUUUUUUUGUUGACCAGCAAAGACGCAGGUGUCACGCAAACCAUGAUGGCUAACCUCGCAGAAUACAUCGACGAGAAGGAGCAGUCGAAUGAUAAGGCCAGUGCCUAUCUCGAUAGUAUCGCCUAUACGCUCGGUGCGCGACGUUCACUGUUCGGAUGGCGGGUUGCUGUCUCCGCAUCAACUCCAUCCGGACUCGUGAGGGCACUGAAGAACCCGCUGACCAAGCCUGCAUUCUCGCGCGAAGCUCCUCGUCUGGGCUUUGUCUUCAACGGCCAAGGGGCGCAGUGGUUCGGCAUGGGAAGAGAAUUAUUUGCGUAUCCGGUCUUCCGACAGGCCGCGGAGGAGGCCGAUGAGAUAAUAAGAGGAUUCGGUGCGAAGUGGUCCUUGAUCGAAGAACUUAUGAAAGACGAGGCUUCGAGCCGAGUCCAUGAGGCAGAGCUUAGCCAUGUCCUCUGCGUAGCGCUGCAGCUAUGCCUGGUCAAGCUGCUCGCGUCCUGGAAUAUUCAGCCCAACGCGGUGGUUAGCCAUUCGAGCGGAGAAGCUGCAGCUGCUUUUGCUGCUGGCGCGCUGACCUUCUCAGAAGCCCUCGGAAUUGCCUAUUAUCGAGGUGUUCUCGCAGAGAAGUAUAGCAACACUUCUGUGGGCCAGGGUUCCAUGCUUGCUGUCGGCUUGGGUGAAAAGGAAGUAGCUCCUUAUCUUGAAUCACUUAGUGCCGGCGAGGCAGUAGUGUCCUGCGUCAACAGCCCUUCAAAUGUGACGGUCUCUGGUGACGAUGCUGCCAUCGAUGAAGUAGAGCAGCAUUGCACCAAAGCCGGGGUGUUCGCAAGGCGGCUCAAAGUAGCUGCUGCAUACCACUCAGACCACAUGCUUCCAAUGGCAGAAGAAUAUCUCCAAACAUUAAGUUCAUUCCUUGCACCAACCAAAGGCCAGACUUCAGUCAUGUAUGGAUCGCCCGUAACCGGUUCUAUCGUUAGAAAUCUCUCCAGCCUCCAAGCAUCCUACUGGAUUCGAAGUCUUGUACAUCCGGUCCUUUUCUCACCGGCGUUGCAAAGGGUUUGCUCUGCCAGCUCGGCUGAUGGUGGUAUCCACACACUCAUCGAGCUCGGCCCGCACGGGGCUUUGGCUGGACCAAUUCGACAGACUCUGAAGGUCUCGGGUCUCAAGGAUGGAGAAAUCUCAUACGUCUCCUGCUUGACACGCGGGGAGGACGCCCUAUGCACGGCUCAGAACCUAGUAGCAACACUCUUAAGCAAAGGGUAUCCCGUCGAUCUCAAUGCUGUCAACUUUGCAGGAGACGUCUCUGGCUUGCGAGUCCUUCAUGACCUUCCGUCUUAUCCAUGGAAUCAUAGUACCAAAUACUGGGCAGAAUCUAGGUUGAAUGCAUCACAUCGCCAUCGCAAGCAUGCGCCCAGGCGUCUCCUAGGUACCUUAAUUCCGGGAGUUAAUCCACUGGCUCCUAGCUGGCGUCACUUCCUUCGAGUAUCGGAUAUGCCGUGGCUGCGAGAUCAUAUGGUCCAAUCAGACAUUGUCUUUCCAGGGGCAGGAUCGAUAAGCAUGGCCAUCGAGGGCCUCCGGCAGAUGACAGCGUCAUCCGGCGAGUCCAUAUCGGGAUAUAAGCUGCGAGAUAUUGAGUUUAUGAACGCCCUCGUCAUUCCCGACACCACCGAAGGGAUCGAGGUUCAGCUCUCCUUUCGUCAGUGCAAUGCCAUCGAACUCGACCAUCAAAGCUGGUGGGAAUAUCAUUUGUACUCUAUCUCGCAGAACGGCGAUUCUUGGAUACACCACAGCAAAGGGCUUAUAUCCGCAGAUCUCAAGCCGUCGACUUCGCAAGGCUGGGGCGACGCAAUCGUGCGCAGUCUGGACAAAGAUCAUGGUGUCUCUUCCCUCACUCAGGGUAAGAGUUUUGAUCCAGAGAGCCUCUUUGGUCGCCUCCGCAAGUCUGGCAUCCAUCAUGGUCCCUCUUUCAGGAACCUUGUGACCAUUAUGGCAGAUGGCAAUCGCGCAGACACCACGUUCCAAGUGCAGGAUCCUGAGGCAUCGACCCCAGAUGCCGUGAGCCAUAUUGUACAUCCCACAACGCUCGACUCUAUCUUGCAGGCUGCGUACUGUGCGUUAAAGGAAGACGCUUACAGAAACUCGAUGCUCCUGCCGCGCUCUAUCUCACGAUUAUACGUGUCCAGCGCCAUCUCCACAUAUUCCAAACAGCAAUUCGUAGCACGGUCUAAUAUCCACCACCAAGAUCGUCGGGGCUUCAACAGCAAUGUGAGUGUGACGAGCGCAGAACACACACUGCAUGACCCUCUAGCAAAGGUGGAAAGUCUCUUCUGUCAGUCGGUCGAACGGCCAUCCUACGACGCUGAAAAGGAAUUGGAUGAAGCAAAGACAUGUUUCAAGAUGAUUUGGCAUCCUGAUUGGACGCUCAUGGCAUCUUCUGACAUUAGGAAGCCCUUGACUUUCAAUCCAGAUCCCCAGAUGAAUGCUAUCAGCAUGGAGUUGAACCGGGCUACCUUCUACUACAUCCACGACGUUCUCGCCAAGCUCACUGAUUCAGAAAUUGAGAAUCUACUUCCACACUACAAAACAAUGCUCCAGUGGAUGGUGAAGAUAGAUAAUCUAGUGAUGAGCGGUGAGCUAGCCCAAGGAAGCGAAUCAUGGGUUGCCGCCAACGAGGCCUCGAAGCAAAUCCUGUACGACGAAGUCUCCCAAGCAAGUGUCAAUGGCAGCCUGCUUUGCCGCAUUGGGCACUCCCUAAUGGAUAUCCUUCUACAGCGAGCAGCACCACUGGAGCUGAUGAUGGAGGGUAAGCUGCUGCAUCAAUAUUACGAAAAUGGCAUGCGCAGCUAUCGAUCUUACCCACAAGUCAAACAGUUAGUUGAGCACUUUGUCCACAAAACGCCCUACGGAAGGAUCCUUGAGAUUGGAGGCGGUACUGGAGGCUGCACAACAACGGUUCUGGAGGCUCUGACUAGUGACUCUCCUGACGGCCCUCAGUUCCACUUCUCACAUUACGACUUUACAGAUGUUUCGUCCGGCUUCUUCGAGAAAGCGUCGGAAAAGUUCGCCAAAUGGGCAGGUCUUAUGUCGUUCAGCAAGCUUGAUAUCGAAGUGGAUCCUGUGGCGCAGUCAUUUGAAACUGGAAGUUACGACUUGAUUAUAGCUUGUCAGGUCCUUCAUGCCACCAAGAGCAUGCAGACAACAAUGACAAAUGUCCGCAAGCUGCUCCGGCCAGGAGGCAAACUAAUCCUGGUCGAAACCACCAAGGAUACGAUCGACGUACAGCUCAUAUUUGGUACUCUUCCAGGUUGGUGGGCGGGUACGAAUGAUGGCAGGACAAGUAGCCCGAACCUGUCAGUACAGUCGUGGAGUGAUUUUCUCACCAGAACUGGCUUUUCCGGCCUAGAUGUCGAGGUCGGCGACUGUGAAGAUAGUGAAUAUUCCUCUAUCAGUACCAUGCUGACCACAGCCGUUGGGAGCCCACCGAGAUACCCGGAAGAGAUCUCCAUCAUUUGGCCGGUGGACUCUGCUUCCACGCCUGGAGAACAUGAUUGGCUCGCAAACUUCAGAGAGUCACUACAGAAAUCAACCGGCAUCCAAACAGUGGUCGAGAAUCUUGAGAGCUUCGGACCGAAAGGAAAGUUCUGUAUUUCGUUUCUAGAGCUGUUCGGACCGCUCCUGCAUCGCCUCGAUCCCCAAAGUUUCCACCAUCUUCGUCGGAUCGUCAGUGAUGUCAAGGGCGCUCUCUGGGUCUCGGCGGGCGGUAUCAUAGAUGGUAAAGCACCCGAAUAUGGGAUGAAUCAAGGCUUUCUACGCACUCUGAGAAUGGAGAAUAGGAGCAAGAGGCUAGUCUCACUGGACCUUGAGCCCGAGAGCACCGUCUGGAGCAAGGAGAACUCCGAAAUCAUUCAGAAGGUCAUAGCUUCCUCUUUUGACCUCAAUGUAGAUCAAGACCAAAUUGAUUGCGAGUUUGCUGUGAAGUCGUCAUGCGUGCACGUGGCUCGAGUUUAUGAGGACGUUGAGGAGAACAAAGCCAUCUCUGCGUCGAUCGAAGCGUUGCAGCAGCACGAGAUGGCAGAAUUUGUUGGCUCUGCGAUCCCUCUGAAGCUAGAAGUAGGAACUGUCGGACUCUUGGACAGUCUUAGAUUUGUCGGAAAUGAGGCCAUGUAUGAGCCGCUACCAGAUGACUACAUUGAGAUCGAGCCAAAGGCGUUUGGUGUCAACUUCCGAGAUGUGCUGAUAACCCUUGGUCGCCUUGAGGGUAGCAAUUUUGGCUUCGAAUGCAGCGGUGUCGUCACACGUGUGGGCAAAGGUAUCAGUGACUCUCAAUUCAAGCUCGGCGAUAGGGUCUGUGCCGUUAUGCUAGGUAGUUAUGGGACUCCAGUGCGUCUUCACCAGUCGUGGGUUGGUCACAUUCCCGACGAGGCGAGCUUCGAAGAGGCCGCAUCAAUGCCAUUGGUCUUCAUUACUGUGUAUCAAUCUCUUGUCUUCAGCGCCAGACUCGAAGCAGGUGAAAGCGUCUUGAUACACGCAGGAAGCGGUGGAGUGGGCCAAGCUGCCAUCAUGCUGGCGAAACACCUCGGGGCGGAGAUAUUCGUCACCGUGGGCACAGAGGCGAAGCGCGACUUCAUCAUGCAGACAUAUGGCAUUGCGGAAGGCCACAUCUUUUCUAGCAGAGACACGUCCUUUGGCGCCGGCAUCAUGGCUGCGACCAAUGGCAAGGGCGUCGACGUAGUACUGAACUCGCUGGCCGGCAAUCUCUUGAAAGAAUCAUGGAACUGUAUUGCCGUCUUCGGUCGCUUUGUCGAGAUUGGCAAGCGUGACAUUCAGCAAAACAAGAGUCUCGAGAUGGCGCCGCUAGAAAGAGCCGCGUCGUUUGUAGCCAUCGAUUUAAACCAAGAUAUACUGCUGCGUCGCCACGUCAUCUCAAAAGCCAUGUCAGAAGUGAUGAGUAUGUGGUCCAAGGGCCAGAUCAAGUCGCCGGCGCCGAUUACCCAGUUCGCAAUGUCCGAAAUGACCGACGCUUUCAGACUUAUGCAGACAGGAAAACAUAUGGGGAAAGUCGUCUGCGUCCCGAAAGCGGGCGAUCUUGUAAAGGUACGCGUGGCUCAGCAUGUUCGUUUCUCGCCCGAGGCCUCGUAUCUCAUUGUCGGAGGACUCGGGGGCAUCGGAAGAGAGCUCGCUCGCUACAUGGCAAAUCGAAAAUGCUCCAAUCUCAUCAUCCUAUCCCGAUCUGCAGCAGAUCAGCCGGCUGCGUCCCCGCUGAUCCGGGAGCUGAAGGCAGCAGGGUGCACCGCCACUAUCCAGAACUGCGACGUUGCAGACGAGGCGAGCCUAUCCUCUGUACUUAAAGCGUGCUACGAGCAGGGUAUGCCGCAGGUUCGAGGUGUCGUUCACGGUGGCAUGGCCCUUCACGACACAGUAUUUGAGGCAAUGGCGUUUGAGCAAUGGCAGUCUGCGCUUCGUCCAAAGGUUGAUGGAACAUGGAAUCUGCAUCGCAGUCUACCCAACCUAGACUUUUUUAUCAUGCUGUCCUCCAUGUGUGGCGUUCGUGGUAACGUCAGUCAGGCUAAUUAUGCUGCAAGCUCAACAUUCCAAGACGCCUUCGCGCGCUAUCGUCGCUCACAAGGCCUGGCCGCCGUCUCCAUUGACCUCGGCCCCGUCGAAGGUAUCGGCUUCGUGGCAGAACACAAGGGUGUCGACGAACGGCUGCUGAAGGUGGGCAACGCACCGAUAGAGGCAAAGCUGGCAAUGCGAGUGAUCGAGUCGGCCAUGUACUCGCCGCGGCGGCCCGUUGGGCUGAGCCAGGUGCUGACGGGCAUCUCCAUGAAGGACUAUACAAAUGACGAGAAUGCGGCGCCAGCGUGGAAGCAUGACCGACGCUUCUGGCCACUGCAGCGCCAGUCGACCCAGCUGCUGGACAACAAAAGGACAGCCGACAAAACCACCACCACAGCAUCCUCAAUCAAGGACUACUUUACCAACGCUGAGAGCUGGGACGAGGUGAUUACCGGCUGCAUUGACGCUCUUGCGCGCAAGGUGACUGGGAUGUUUGCCCUUUCAGCCGAAGAAGUCGACGUAACGCUGCCCAUGGCCACCUACGGCCUCGACUCACUCAUGGCGGUUGAGGUGCGCAAUUGGCUGUCCGUGGCGGCUCGGGCAGAACUUUCGACCUUCGAUAUCAUGCAGAGCUCGUCGCUGGCCGCGCUGGCGAAACAGGUGGCGCAGAAGAGCCAGUAUGCUACAGAGAGUGCCUUGGCCAGGUGA